This is a messenger RNA of Megalops cyprinoides (Indo-Pacific tarpon), 2697 nucleotides long. It is a transcript of the gene mcm8, whose product is annotated as minichromosome maintenance 8 homologous recombination repair factor. The coding region runs from base 1 to 2586 and encodes 861 amino acids. The record is from RefSeq and is a predicted model, not a curated record. Lineage: Eukaryota; Metazoa; Chordata; Actinopteri; Elopiformes; Megalopidae. The transcript has 18 exons. Gene Ontology annotation, biological process: DNA replication; double-strand break repair via homologous recombination. Gene Ontology annotation, cellular component: MCM complex; nucleus. Gene Ontology annotation, molecular function: ATP binding; single-stranded DNA helicase activity; ATP hydrolysis activity.
AUGAGUGGAGAGCAUUGCAGUAGGGGGUCAUGGAGGGGGGGUGGUGGGAGAGGAGGAGGUUGGAGGGGUGGGAGUCGGGGAGGAUGGAGGGGUGGGAGUCAGGGAGGAUGGAGGGGUGGUAGUGGUGGAGGUUGGAGAGGGGGCGGCGGGAGGGGCUGGAGUGGACGACCCUGGAGAGGACGUGGUGCUAACCCCCAGCCCCAACCCAGCACUGCAGGCCGAGGACCAAGAGUUGGAUCACAGCACCCUAAAACGUCACAGGCAACACUGGACCAUAUGUGCCAGUAUAAAGGCUGGAGCCUCUACUUCUCUGAAGGUUUCUUUGAAAGUUCACCACAUAUCCAAAAGGUUCAGGCCUUUGAAAAGUUCUUCACAUCUCGAAUUGACCUUUAUGACAAAGAUGAGAUUGAGAGGAAAGGCAGUAUCCUGGUGGACUAUAAAGAUCUCAUCCAAGACAAACAGCUCUCCCGAGCCCUGCCUGACCUGCCAGCAGAGCUCAGAGACAUGCCAGAGAGGAUUCUGGACUGUCUUGGACUAGCCAUUCACCAGGUAUUGACGAAAGAUCUGGAGAGACAUGCUGCCGAGCUCCAGGACCAAGAGGGCCUGUCCAGCAGUGCCACCCCCAUCGUCAAUAUACCCUACAUCAACGCAAGGGUGUAUAACUAUGAGCCGCUGACGCCGCUGAAGAUGCUGCGGGCGAAUCUGUACGGGAAGUACGUGGCUCUCAGGGGCACUGUGGUGAGGGUCAGCAACAUCAAGCCUGUCUGCGUCAGGAUGGCCUUUGACUGCAACCGCUGUGGAGAUACACAGUCCCUGCCCCUACAGGAUGGCAAGUUCACCACUCCCACCAAGUGUUUGCAGGCGGAAUGCCACGGUCGUUCAUUUACACCCAACAGAAGUUCACCCCUGACGCAAACUGUGGACUGGCAAUCUAUUAAGAUUCAGGAGCUGAUAUCGGAUGACCAGAGGGAAGCAGGACGAAUCCCCCGGACCAUCGAGUGCGAGCUCACUGAGGACCUGGUGGACAGCAGCGUCCCAGGAGACAUGGUCACCAUCACCGGGGUCGUCAAAGUCUCCAACGAGGAAGGAAAUGCCAGAAACAAGAAGGACAGGUGCAUGUUUCUGCUGUAUGUGGAGGCCAAUUCGGUCAGCAACUCCAAGGGGCAGAAAUGCAAGGAGGCAAUGGAAGCAGAGACUCAGGGUGCAUCUGUGGAAUUCUCCCUCAAAGACCUGUACGCCAUUCAGGAGAUCCAGGCGCAGGAGGACCUCCUCAAAUUAAUAGUCAAUUCACUUUGUCCAGCCAUCUACGGCCAUUUGCUGGUGAAGGCGGGGUUGGCGUUAGCACUGUUCGGAGGCUGUCAGAAAUAUGCGGAUGAUAAGAACCGCAUUCCCAUCAGAGGUGACCCUCAUAUGCUGCUUGUAGGGGACCCAGGACUGGGCAAGAGUCAGAUGCUACAGGCGGUGUGUAACAUUGCACCACGAGGAAUCUAUGUGUGUGGGAACACCACCACCACCUCAGGGCUGACUGUGACCCUGUCCCGGGACGGUGGCUCUGGGGACUACGCUCUGGAGGCUGGAGCCUUAGUACUGGGGGAUCAAGGCGUCUGCUGUAUUGAUGAGUUCGAUAAGAUGGGCAGUCAGCACCAGGCCCUGCUGGAAGCCAUGGAGCAGCAGAGCAUCAGCCUGGCCAAGGCUGGCAUUGUCUGCACCCUGCCUGCCCGCACCUCCAUCAUCGCUGCUGCCAAUCCCGCGGGGGGGCACUACAACAAGGGCAAGACCGUCUCCGAGAACCUCAAGAUGGGCAGUGCUCUGCUGUCCAGGUUUGACCUGGUGUUCAUCCUGCUGGACACCCCAAAUGAGGACCAUGACCACCUGCUGUCUGAGCACGUGAUGGCCAUGCGCUUGGGGCAUAAGGGGACACUGACCAGCGCCACCGUCACCAGGACCCCCGCGCGGGAAUCCAACAUCUCCCUACUGGAAGUCCCCUCGGACCAGCCUUUGUCUGAGCGGCUGAAGGUUGCCCCUGGGGAGGCCCUAGAUCCCAUCCCUCACCAGCUGCUGAGGAAGUACGUGGGCUACGCCCGGCACUACGUCCACCCCACGCUGUCUGCAGAGGCCGCGCAUGUGCUGCAGGAGUUCUAUCUGGAGCUGCGCAGACAGAACCAGGCUGCUGACAGCACACCGAUCACCACACGACAGCUGGAGUCUCUCAUACGCCUCACCGAGGCUAGGGCAAGACUUGAGCUACGAGAGAAAGCCACAAAAACGGAUGCAGAAGAGGUUGUGGAAAUUAUGAAACACAGUUUGCUGGACACCUACCUGGAUGAAUUUGGGCGGCUGGAUUUCGACCGCUCCCUAAUGGGGUCAGGAAUGAGCAACAGGUCACAAGUAAAGAAGUUUGUGGCUGCGCUGAACCAAAUCGCUGAGCGCACAUACAAGACCACGUUCGAGCUUCAGCAGCUGCGGCAGCUCGGCAGAGAGCUAAACAUACAGGUGGUCGAUUUUGAGGGGUUUGUCAGUGCUUUGAAUGAGCAGGGCUACCUUCUGAAGAGAGGGCCAAAGAUGUACCAGCUUCAGACCAUCUGAACAAACACGACCACAGUCAGCACCUGCGUUGGACUAUCUGAACAGACACUGCCAUUAUCAGCACUUGAAUGAGACCAUCUGAACGGACAUGACGACGAUCACUACCUUCAG